GCGAUCGAGACGCGACUCAAUGGACACGGGCUGCCUGUCAAAUAUACGAGUAUUGAGUAUUCACGCGACGCUCAUUUCAAGUGCGCUCGGCAGCGUUUUGAGGGGGAUGGUGCGAUGUCGCGCCCGACUACGGCGACUACAUUAACGCGCGUGAACCGCAUCGGGCUUCCACGAGGACCGCCGAGCAGAACCGGCAGAACAUGAACUCAGAAUCUCAAUGGCAGCGUUGUAUAUUACUGCGAUGAAAGAUGCCAAUUCUUAAGGAGCUCUGCUUCUGUUGAAGUGGUUCUGGUUCAAGAGACCUGCUAAAGCACAAUGAGAGCCAUUGUAUCAAUCGUGCUGAUCACACUGCUGUGUGGCAUAAGCUUAGCCCCUAUCAAUGCUAUUAGGAGAUGUGCCAGUAGGAAGAAAAAUGUUGAAAGUCUUUCUUCGAAGCAGAUUUCAGCAGGCGUACCUGAGGACACAUCCAAUGACCACAAUAUAAAUGAAGAUAUCAAAUUUGAGAUAUGUAAUAAUUUCUGUCAUGCCUUAUGGCAAGAAGAUAAAACGGCAAAUGGCACUGAAAUAACUAUUUUGUCUCAAGGUUGUUGGAAACAGUCUGGUGAACAAAAAUGUGAAAAUACAGAAUGCGUUGCACUCCAGAGAUCUACAAAAGCCUUGAACAAUACAAAAUUUUGUUGCUGUCAUGGAGAUUUUUGUAAUCUCAAUAUUACAAGCUCCAAUCUUGCCGAUUCGGAUAAUAAGAUAUUUAAUCCUCUUUCUUCACAAAAAAGUCAGCCAACUACAGAAUAUCUUGAACAGUCAAACUCUGAACGAUGGAUUCUUAUUAUAGUAAUCGUCAUAGCGUGUACAUUGCUAGUAAUAUGUACUAUAGUGAUGAUUAUAUACAGAACGUAUCACAACAAUAUUUUACUAAGAUUAGGAAAGCCAUUAUCUUAUAACGAUCAGUUCAUGGAUAGCACAGCAUUAAGAACUGGUACUUAUACAGUUGACCACUUGAAACUUGCAAAUAUUGUAGGUCAAGGACGAUAUGGAUCAGUUUGGCAGGGCAGUAUGGGAGAUCAAGAUGUUGCAGUUAAAAUAUAUCCAUCGCACUACCGCAAUUAUUUUCAGAAUGAAAGGGAUACUUACUGUCUACCUUUUAUGGAGCAUCCAUCGUUAUUAAGUUAUUAUGGUGUGGACGAAAGAAUAAGCAUGGAAGAUAGUAUUGAAUACCUUUUGGUACUCAGUUUUGCUCCUGGUGGUAGUUUAACAGAAUUCUUACGAGGGCACACUAUUGACUGGAAUACAUUCUGCAAAAUGAGUCUUUCUGUAGUUAAAGGACUUGCUUAUUUACAUACGGAUAUACGCAAAGGUGACAAGUUCAAGCCAUGCAUUGCACAUAGGGAUAUAAAUUCAAGGAAUAUAUUAAUUAAAGCUGAUGGUACUUGCUGUAUUUGUGAUUUGGGAUUGGCAGUUCAAAUCUCUGGAUCUAAGUAUUAUGCUAAUGGAGAGGAGCAACAUGCCGAAUUAAAAUCAAUUAAUGACGUGGGUACUCUGAGAUACAUGGCGCCAGAAGUGUUGGACGGUGCUGUUAAUUUACGCGACUGCGAAAGUUCUUUGAAACAGAUAGAUGUUUAUGCGAUGGGUUUAGUUCUUUGGGAACUUGUCACAAGAUGUUCCGAUAUUUAUAUUCCUGGGUCGGACGUGCCGCAAUAUAAACAGCCAUACGAAAACGAAAUAGGUCUUCAUCCAACUUUCGAACAGAUGCAAGUCUUAGUAUCGCGUAAUAAAGCCAGACCACUUUUAGAAGGUAACUUAGUAGAUAGACCAGGAGUGCGCUUGAUUAAGGAAACUAUAGAAGAUUGCUGGGAUGCUGAUGCUGAAGCUCGUUUAACUGCUUUGUGUAUAGAAGAACGACUUUCAGAGCUGCAGUCUCAUCGUGUAACAAUGCACUUUACCGAUGGAAGUCCAAUGGUGAAUUCUCACUGCACCUUAGUGCCUUCAACGACAAACAGUCUUUAUAGUGAGUCCUCGCAUCAUGAUAAUGUACAUGUUGUUCAACUUGCAUUAAAUAUGAUGCAAGAUAGUAAUACAAACGACAGUGCAAUAGCUGAAAACUUAGUUACAUUAUCACCAUCUGACAGCGUUGCUCAUGAACACAGUUUCAAAAAUUCGAACGAAGUAGCGACAUAUAAUCAUACUCAAACGCUUCAGCCGUAUCAAGGCAGAAAUCCAUGUAUGGAAAGAAAUUUAAUGUUACAAUCGGAUUCGUUGGAAGACUUAGGUUGUAACGGUAACGUUCUCGUCGAUAAAUCACUAAAGCAUGCGUGUAACGAUCAAUACAAAACUGGUACAGAAGCACAAGGCUUAGUUUCGCACGAUUACUUAAGUCAACAUACCACUCAAUUAACGCAGCUUAGGCCGGCAACGCCUAUACCGUAUGUUCAAAAUGUAAUUUCCGACGAAAGUUCAUCUUCGUACGGUAAGCGAAAGCAGACGAAUAUACAGGACACGUCUCUCCAAGAGAGCCCGCGGAAAAAAUUAUUUGCCUGGCCGAAUUUAAAGAAAUUGCUCAUCAACAAGAAAAUGUAUCCGUACAGCAGAUACCAAAUAGAUAGGGAAGAUUCUAAGUCAAAUUUAUUAUCGAAGCAAAAUGUCCAAAUUAAAAUUGUUGAAACGAACGUAACGAUCUCCCCUGGGGGAAAGUAUGUAAAUGGUAUCAUUGGUAAGACUUCUACUUCAGCGAUGCCGGUAGAGAAGAAUGAUAAAAAUACCGCACAAAUGAGGAAGCAAAAGCAGUACGAGAGUGAUAACACGACAUCUAACGCGCGUCCUUCCACUUUGCCACUUGUAAAUUUAAGAAACAAGAAGCGAGAAAAUAACCUAAGCAGGCAAGAAAGCAUAGAUAAAUUUAACGAAGUCUUUAACGUGGGUUCCAAUGUAAACAACGCACUGAAGGAUCCGCAUAUGAGAAUAAAAACGCCCGGUGAUUUACCGCCGUCUGUUAGGAAAAUUCGCGGUCGUGCACAAUCAACGGCGCGAUUCUCGCUUUACGACGAUCGCAUGAUGUGCAAUAUACUGAACGAGGAGGACGAUCAAAGUGACAAAGCCAUUUGGAAUUCUGUGCCAUUUGGUAUGGAUCUCGGUGAUAGUGAUGGGAAACAUUCACCAACGAAACUUGGUACCAAAAAUGUUACGUGCUUCUAAUCAGAUAUCGAUGUAUUUGUAAAGUCUUUAUGUCUAUAAUAUAGUCAGAAAAGAAUGAAUACUGUAAGGUACCUUCCUUCAGCUUCAAUUUUAUGUACAGAAUUUGUGUAUAAGAAUAAGUAAGAUUUUAUACUCGAUGCAAAAUAUAUUACUACGAUAUAGACAUUAAAUUUUAACAAUUUAAUCGAUGAAAUUUAAAAGAAAUAGGAACAUACUCGAAAGCUCGUGCUACUCGAUUUAUUUGUCACGUUAUAUUGAUAGCGUACUUUGUGCGUAAUGGAUGCUUUUGACGAAGUAGAUGAUUGGGUAUGACAAGUGCACAUAACAAUUAUAAGAUAGAAAAUAGAAAAUCAAAUUGACGUAAUCUAUAUGCGCCGGAUUCUGUGAAAUAAGUUUAUUCAUCAUAAAAUUGCUUUCAUAUAUAUGAUAUUUGUGAAUUAUCUUCUUUAUAUUCUCAAUGUUCUUUUCGAUUUAAUAGAAUUAAUGAAUUUCCAGUGUAAUUAAAUAAACAUGGACAAUCAAUAUUAACAUUUACAUCACAUUAUAAGAUAUUGUUAACAUCUCGAUGUAUAAUUGUCUUUUAUUUUUUUCCACAGCGUUUAAAAGACAUAAUCUCUGUGUAAUGUUAAACAAUCUCUUAAAAUGUCAAUACUUAUAGAAUAUUCUCCAUCUGAUAUUAUUAGCUCAAAGACUUUGUGAAAUCAUGGACGAAAGUACGUAAAGUUAAUUCUUUUGUUAUCGAUUUUAUAUGCUUUCUCUUCACUGAGAGGAGAGACUGUAUUUACUUCUUCAUACAUAUUAUAAAGUAUAAUUUAAGUUUUUAAACCCAUUGUGCAACAAGUUUGUUCAUUAAUAUGCAACGAUAUUUAUCAGAUAUAUAUAAAUCUACAAUUAAUACAAAGCCAUGGAUAUUAAUAUAGGUGAUUGUAAUUAUAAAGUAGAAAUAGUAAAAAGAUAUAUUUGAGCACAAAGUAUAAUUGUAUCGGGUUAUAUGAAAAUUAUUUUUCCUGAUCCUGUGAGCUCAUUGUAAAUAUCUAUAGUAUAAAGAAAAAAGAUUAUUCAAAUGCGUUAAACGUACUUGUUAUGUUAUAUUAUGUUGAAGAUAUCGUAAAUUCUUAUGUUAUACAUUUUGCGAUACUUUAUCGUAUACGACAUAUGUUAUUAUUGACAAAAUUAAGAUGAAUAUGAUUAUGCAAUAAUGCAAUUCAUAAUAAAGUAUGUCUUCUGUCAGCAA
This is a messenger RNA of Temnothorax curvispinosus, 4423 nucleotides long. It is a transcript of the gene wit, whose product is annotated as bone morphogenetic protein receptor type-2. The record is from RefSeq and is a predicted model, not a curated record. Gene Ontology annotation, biological process: protein phosphorylation; cellular response to growth factor stimulus; BMP signaling pathway. Gene Ontology annotation, molecular function: ATP binding; transforming growth factor beta receptor activity. The transcript is spliced from 12 exons. NCBI's taxonomy places the organism in Eukaryota, Metazoa, Arthropoda, Insecta, Hymenoptera, Formicidae. Bases 316 to 3189 code for a protein of 957 amino acids. Gene Ontology annotation, cellular component: signaling receptor complex; plasma membrane.